GAGGGCUCCACCUCAGACUCUUCAGCGGCACUAAGGACGGCGAGCCGCAAGCGGCUUCGACAGUGUUCAGAACAUGAAGCGUCAAAAUGUCGAUUACCUGCUUCACGUGGGACCUGACGAGGACGAGGAAAACUGGAGUGAUGCGAGGGCACCCAUGGUCUUGCCGGCUGGAGAGGGGAGAAAUGAGGAAGCGAGUGGACAAGGCCAGCCUGGGCGGGAAGCCGCAGCAGCGGAAGGGGAAGGAGCAGGAGAAUUAAGUGGAGAAGGCCCCUCGGCUGCUGAUGCUGCAGGCCUCGAGGAUGGCGGGAACCAAGAGGGCGCCAGUGGCGGCGCCCGGGAGAAUGAGCAGCGACCCCAGGAUCUGGUUCACGAGGGCAUGGGAGACAACGAGGGUGUGCCGCCCGUGCCAAUGCAGUGGUCCUGUGUUCAUCCCGUGAGAAUGCUGGUUCCUGGAUACCGCCCCCGUCACCACCACAGAUUCACCCUGGUGCAGCUCCAAGAGCUAGAGAGCAUUUUCCAGCGCACUCAAUACAUCAGCUCCGCAGAAGCAGCACGUCUGGCAGCAUGCAUGGGUGUGUCUGAAGCCAGAGUGCAGAGAUGGUUUUUUAAGAGGAGAGAACAAUACAGGAGAUAUAAGAGGCUAUAAGCAAUCAGAAGUUCUCCUCCUGCUUCCCAGAACAUCUUUCUCUGGAGAUUGUGGAGGAGCCUUAGAGAGCCACACUUGCUCAGGAGCCAGAUUCACAUGAGAUUUGGCUGCCGCCAAAACCCUGUUAC
Messenger RNA from Peromyscus maniculatus bairdii (prairie deer mouse), 774 nucleotides. RefSeq lists its product as uncharacterized. Gene Ontology annotation, molecular function: DNA binding. Lineage: Eukaryota; Metazoa; Chordata; Mammalia; Rodentia; Cricetidae. The record is from RefSeq and is a predicted model, not a curated record.